Molecule: messenger RNA, 4778 nt
Organism: Mustela lutreola (European mink)
Lineage: Eukaryota; Metazoa; Chordata; Mammalia; Carnivora; Mustelidae
Gene: RSKR
Product: ribosomal protein S6 kinase related
Exons: 12
Coding region: 1-1215 (404 amino acids)
Biological process (GO): protein phosphorylation
Molecular function (GO): ATP binding; protein kinase activity
Source: RefSeq, a predicted model, not a curated record
AUGUCCAGGAAAUUUAGGCCUUGGCCCAAAGCAAUGAGUGGCUCCCUUGGUUCUCAGCAGGGUGACAGCAUCCGGGGUCCCUGGGUCCGAGGCUGGAAGAGCCUCUGGUCAGGUGUGGGGACUACCAGGUCAGGUGUGGAAGAGCUGUGGGGACUACGGGGGCAUCAAUACCUACACCAGGAGUCCUUGGAACCGGCCCGGUUGCUAACAGAGAAGCCUCUGUCUGAGUGGCCAGUACCUCAGUUCGUCAACCUUUUUCUGCCGGAAUUUCCCAUUAGGCCCCUCAGGGGGCAUCACCAGCUGAAGAUUUUAGGCCUUGUGGCUAAAGGCUCCUUCGGAACAGUCCUCAAGGUGCUAGACUGUGGCCAGAAAGCAGUAUUUGCAGUGAAGGUGGUGCCCAAGGUAAAGGUCCUACAGAGGGACAUCCUGAGGCAGUGCAAAGAGGAGGUUAGUAUCCAGCGACAGAUCAACCAUCCUUUUGUACACUGUUUGGGGGACAGCUGGCAGGGAAAACGGCACCUCUUCAUUAUGUGCAGCUACUGCAGUACAGAUCUGUACUCCCUGUGGUCCUCUGUUGGCUGCUUUGCUGAGGCUUCCAUCCGCCUCUUUGCUGCUGAACUGGUUCUGGUGCUGUGCUAUCUCCAUGAUUUGGGCAUCAUCCAUCGGGAUGUGAAGAUGGAGAAUAUCCUUCUGGAUGAACGAGGCCAUCUGAAACUGACAGACUUUGGUCUGUCCCGCCGCCUGCCCCAGGGAACCCGAGCCUAUACUAUCUGUGGCACUCUUCAGUACAUGGCCCCAGAGGUCCUGAGUGGAGGGCCUUACAACCACGCUGCUGAUUGGUGGUCCCUCGGUGUCUUGCUUUUCUCUCUGGCAACUGGGAAGUUCCCAGUGGCUGCAGAGAGAGAUCAUGUGGCCAUGCUGGCAAGUGUGACCCACUAUGGUUCUGAGAUCCCAGCUUCUCUUAACCAGGGGCUCUCACUCCUGCUCCAUGAGCUCUUAUGCCAGAAUCCCCUCCAGCGUCUGCGUUACUUGCAUCACUUCCAGGUCCACCCUUUCUUUCGGGGUGUGGCCUUUGACCCAGAGCUCCUACAGAAGCAGCCAGUGAACUUUGUCAUGAAGGCGCAAGCUACUCAGCCCAGUCCAUCGGAGUCCAUGAUUUUCAAGGAUUUUGACUGUAACCUGGAGUCCUACCUGGUCCAUCCCAGCCUUGCUUGAGCCCCUCUACUGUAGAUUUGAGCCUAUCUGGGAACCUGAGGGUUUCUUCCACUGCCAUAUCAUUAUGACCACUUUGAUGAUCUGGUUUGUUUUCAAUCUGUAGCCUCUUACCAUUCUGUUAUACUUGUUGGACCAGAGUUCAAAUUUUGAGCAUGCUGCUAUUGGCAGCCACAAUUCCUGACCCCUCACCCUCUAAUACAACCCACCUCUCAAUUCAACAUCUCGUAUCAGAGUGUCGACCUUUUCCUUUGCUUCAUUUCUUCAAUGCUCAUACCCUGAAGCUUUCAGCCAGAGGCUUAUUCUACUUUUCCUGUUCCUUCCCUCUGCCAUAUUUCCUUUCAUUAUUUAUUAGAGAGGGGAGGGGCACAAGGAGACAGAAUCUUUUUUUUUUUUUUUUUAAGAUUUUAUUUAUGUAUUUGACAGAGAGAGAGAUCAGAAGUAGGCAGAGAGAUGGGGGAAGCAGGCUCCCUGCUAAGCAGGGAGCCUGAUGCAGGGCUCUAUCCCAGAACCCUGAGAUCAUGACCUGAGCUAAAGGCAGAGGCUUAAUCCACUGAACCACCCAGGCACCCCAAGGAGACAGAAUCUUAAGCAGGCUCCAUGCCCAGCACAGAGCCUGACAUGGGGCUCAGUCUCUCGACCCUGAAUUCAUGAUCUGAGCUAAAAUAAGGAGUUGGAUGCUUAACCAACCAAGCCACUCAGGCUCCCCUGCCAUAUUUCCUUUCUUGAGCAAUAUUAACACUUCAUAGGGACCUUAAGGUGCUAUUUAUAGACUUGUUGGAAGCAGUAUGAAUGUUUUUCAAAGGUCUCAUAAGCUGGCAUUUAAAAAAAAAUAUUUGACAGACAUCACAAGUAGGCAGAGGCAGGCGUGAGGGGUAGGCAGGCUCCCUGCUGAGCAGAGAGCCCGAUGUGGGGCUCCAUCCCAGAACCCUAGGAUGGCAACCUGAGCCAAAGGCAGACGCUUUAACCCACUGAGCCACCCAGGUGCCCCAUAAGCUGGCAUUUUAACCCCUAAAUAUGCAGUUAAAACAUAAAACCUGGGGGCUCAAAGCCUGUCUGUAACAUCUAAUUUUUAAAAAUUUCAAAAGUGAAAUGUAAGGAAUAGGAAUAGGAACUGAAACAAAUGUGGGUUAAAUGUCUUCUAGGGCUGAUUGGGAUAGCUAUUGAAUUUUUUUUUCCAAGACAAAACCUCUUCAAAAGACAAGAUUCUUAAACUGAUCAUUUUCCUAGAUAACCUAGGAUUCACAUUCUGAUGGACAAACCAAGGGAUUAACAGGCAUGACGUCAACCUUCAGAUUUAAGGUUAGAUGUAUUUCGAGAACCUUUUCCUAAAGGAAAAGGUAAAUCAUCUGGACCUUAAAUUUGUAUGUAUUUCUGGCGUUUACUGACUUCUUUUCAUUUUUCUUAAACUUCUCAAAACCAUUAAAAUUUUUUUUAUUUAUGUAUAUAAGUAAUCUCUACACCCAAUGGGGGGUUCAAACUUCCAACCCUGAGAUCACAAGUCGCACGCUCUUCUGACUGAUGCAUCCAGGAGGCCUUCAAAGUCUUCAUUUUCAUUAUUCUUCAGUUAUAUCUGAUCUCUCUUUACAGACCGAAAAGAGUCUGGAACACCCUGUAUACAUGUGUUUAUUAAUUCUGUUCCUUGGAUUAAGCCAGAUUUUCCCUGUACAAAGCUGGCAUUUUAUGGCCUCUGCAAAAUUGCUUUCUCUGGAUUGUACUUUAGCAAUCUAGGAAAAUCCCUAUGAAAUUUAACUGCUGUGGAUAUACUAUAAAGGUUGUUCAUUAUAAUUCAUAAUGUUAAUUUAAGUAUGCAUGGGAGAAAUUUCCUCUGGACCCAACUGUGCUUUUCCUAAAUUGCUAUUUGGUUUUACCUUAAAGACACUAAAUAUUCAACAGACUGUAUUUUUCUCUUCAUAUCACUGCUAGGCCACUUAAAGCCUAAUUUGUAGUCUACUUCCAGCAAGUGUUUAGGAUUUCAUGUUGUAUAUUUUGUGUGCUAGCCACAUUUUUGGUUCCAUCUUUGCUACCUUUAUUUUCUUUUUUUCUGUUUCUAAAUGAAUAAUAAAAUCUAACAUUAAUCCUUUUAUCUCAUUUGUUUCUCUUUAGAUACUAUUUUAGCUUUCUUAAAUUUUUUUGUAAAAGUUGUAGUGACCACAACUGCAUAUUGGAUAAAAACCCUGAACACUAGAAAUAGGAAUUAAUGGUUUCUGAACUCAUUAAGAGUAUUAGACUUGUGCUUAGAUCCACCAAUAACUAUCUCAGAGUCUUUAAACAGUUUUGAACUUCUCUGGAUCUUAGUUUCCUAUAUAUAAAAUGAGGAGGUUAUAAUCACUGGUUCUUGAUUGAAGGGGAUUGGGCUUCAGAGUUCUGUGAUGCUUUUUCAAAGGGAAGUUGUAGAUGAUUUUAUGAUGCUUUGUGUCUGGUCCAGUGUUAAUGUUCAGGUCACCUACCAUUAUAUAGCCUCUCUGGUCACAACCAGCAUAUUGGGUGAAGGUCUUUUGGACAUGGUUGACAUGUCUCUAGGGUCCCUUUCUUAGGUAAUAUUAGGUAGCUUUGGGACCAUAAUUAUAUAAGUGUAAUUUGGAUCAUUUAUCAAAUGUGGACAUUUUUAAUCAGUGGAUCAUUGUAGUAAUGAUUAUCAAUGUAGAGUGGAGGGGGUGACAGAAAAUCGAAGUUUCAGAAAGUAUAAUUUGAAAAAGCACUGUCUUCACCCCCCAGUUUUGAUAUGCUUAUCUCUGGAAGGCAUUCUUUCCUGCUAUCCUCCACCCCCAUUUAAAAUCACUGACCUAUAAAUAUAAUAGGUUGUACUUAUCCACAUGAAAUCCACUUAAAAAUACUUUCAUAUACCACCUGAUAUCACCUCUUAACUCUGUUUUUUCAUUAUCUAGAGGAAGUCAGAUAUAGCUAUCAAUAUGGAUAUUUUAUGCUGUACUCCCUUCUGUCUUUUCUAAAUAUGUAAGAUUCAUCUUAACACCAAUCCGUAUAGUCUUCUAGAAAAGUGUUUAUAAUUCUACUCAUUGUUUCUUACCUCUGAAUUUCUUUACCUUGUAUCGAUCUGUUCAUUUCUUCGUUAAUUUAACAAACUGGUAAUCACAAUUCCUUAGUUACUUAUUUAAAUAGAGUCUUCAGUGUAAAAAUCUUGUCAAAGCUUUUUCAAAAUAAAGUCAUAUUCACUGCAUUAUUAAUCCCCCUUACAAGCUGAAUUGUGUCUACACUGCAGUCUGCCUUCCUGCAUUCAUACGUUGAAGUCCUAACCCCCACCCCACCCCCCCGUACUUCAGAAUGUGACUGUAUUUGUAGAUAGUCUUUAACGAUGUAAUUAAGUUAAAAUGAGGUCAUGGGUUGGCCUUAAUCCAAUGAGUGGUGUCCUUAAAAAGAAGAAAUUAGGACACAGACACACACACACACACACACAGAAGGAAGACGGAGCGAAGAUACAGGGAGACAACAGCUAUCUGCAACAAGCCAAUGGGAAUGCCUCAGAAGAAACCAGCUCUGUUGACACCUUGAUCUCACACUUAUAGCCCCCGGAAUUGUGAGAAAAUAAAUUUCUGUUGUUUGUGCCA